GCGGGAUUUCAAGUUCGAGCCCUGAAAGCCGCCAUUGCUGGAUCUUCAAGCGUUAAACUAGCUGGUUCAACUCCCCACAGCCCCCAGCGAGUCGUGCGCGCUGCGGCGGUCUGCUGCCGUCCAUAAAAACACUGCUGGAGAUGCUCUUGGCACGCGCGGUGCGCGGCGUACAGGUCGCUGCCGCAGCUUCGGUCGCGUCAGUACGAGCGCACGCUGAUGAUACACCAGUCGAAGCGGCGCCGACGCGUAGAAACCACUACGACCACGUAAUCAUCGGGUGCGGCGUCGGCGGCACCGCAGCGCUCAAGGCCGUGUCGACGCGGGCACCGCCACAAACGAGUCUUUUGGUCGUCGACUCGGACCCGGCGGCCGUCGCGCGCUGCCGAGCGCUGGCAAGGUGUGCGCAGUCAAGCGUAUCAUGCCUCCGCGACCGCGUGGCAAGCCUCCACCCCGGUCAGCAGACGCUGAAGACUUCAUCGGGCGACAUUACCUACGGCCGAUGUCUGCUGGCCUCGGGCUCGCCCGCCCCGGCGCCGCCGCCGGGAUUUGUGGACGCUGGCGCGCGCGCCGCCGUGCGAGUCCUUGGGUUAGGAGAGACGCACGACGCCGCGGCCGCCGCCGAAGCGGAAGCGGUUGCGCGUGCCGGAGGCCACGUCGUCGUGCUGGGCGGCUCGCGCCGCGCCACUGCGCUCGUCGCCGACGUCUGCGCCGCGUCCCGGCCGGCGGACGCCACGGCAGACUGCGUCGCCGAGGAAGGUCCCGCGGCCACGUUGAUCUUCCCGGAAGCGACCCCUCUAGGAGCGCGACUCCCGAAAGCGCUCGGUAGACGCCUCGCGCGGCGGCUCGAGAAACGCGGCGCGUCGGUCCUGGCGCUGAAUCAGGUGCGACACAUCGGCGCGGCACAGGGCGGCGGCGCUUGGGUGUACCUCGGCCGGUCUGACGAUCCCAUGAAGACGAGCCGGAGGAGGGCCGACCUCGUCGUCGUCGCCGGCGGCGAGCACUUCGCGCCGCAGCUGCCCACGAUGGUCCGGCGCGACACGGCGGCGUCGCUCGGCGCCGUGUCCAUGUCAGCGGCGCGGCCGACGGUGCUGGGGAGCGGUCCUGUCUACGUUUCGGAAGAAUUAGCGGCGUGCCAGUCGGUGCUUUCCUGCGGCGACGCAGCGGCGACGCCCUGCCGUCUGCGCGCAUCACCCUUGGCGCGGUCGGCGGCGGCGAUCUCGCUUGCAGCGGAAGCUGGAAAUUGGCACGCUCAAGCGACGGGCGCUGCCGCUGGCGCGGCACUGGUCGACGGCGACGCGGCGGCCGCGGCCAGAAUUGUGGAUGAAGUGACGCCACGGCUCGUUGUAGAGCUCGGCGCGGGGCUGUCCGCCGCGUUCAUUGGUCGCUGCGACGCCACCCUCGAGAACCGCGCGUCGGACGCUGGCAAGGCCGCCACGGUGGCCGUCUACGUCGACCGGUCCGACGAGCUCGCCUCACCGGUCGGGGCCGUCGUCUUCGUCACGGCCGGCGCGGGCGACCUCGCAGCCGCGGCGGAGGCGGUCGACGACACGCUGAGAUUGGGGGCAUCACCUGAUGCCGUCGCCGCUGCCGCCUUCGCGGCGCUCGGCGCGGGCGAGCCAGGUCUUCGCACUGCCCGAACGACGGGCUCGCGCGCAGAUCGACUCGGGCCCCGUGUCGCGGACCGCUCAUCGUCGGUCUUGUUCUCCCGAGAUAGUGGGAGUGAAGUUGUUAAGGACCGCGCCCUGUCGGCGUUCUCGCGGGGCUGGCUGCACGGGCCCGACGCGGCGCCGACGGAAGCUAUGACCGUGCGUGCGAACGCGGAGUCAGCAAUACGCCGCCGUGCGACUGCUACUGCGCCGCGCGAACCGGCGGUGGACUGGCUGGAGCUUGCCGAUCGGCGCGCGGAGGCGGCCGCUGUGUGUAGAUAACUUACUUGCUUGUA
Molecule: messenger RNA, 1942 nt
Organism: Pelagomonas calceolata
Lineage: Eukaryota; Pelagophyceae; Pelagomonadales; Pelagomonadaceae
Source: the annotation of a GenBank genome assembly